AUGGAUUUGCAAGGCUUCCUGCGGCCGGAAUGCCGCCGCAAAGGCCUAAACUUGCGCAAUUGCUGGCAGAGCUACAUCGAUGUGAAGAAGACCUUCAGCGAAGUCUUCAAAGAAAAGAAGUGCAGCUUGCAGGAGAUGCUGAGCUGCCGAGGUUUGCAGUUUCAAGGGAGGCCUCACUGUGGUUUAGACGAUUCCAAGAACAUCGCUCGCCUGGUCGCGGAGCUGCUACGAGAAGGACAUUGUCUUCAACCACCUCCGCUGCCAAAACCCAAGGAGCCCAAGGCGCCGCCGCAGCCCAAGGCGCAGCCAAAGCCGAAUGCCGCGAAGAAAGCGAAGAAGGGCAAACGAAAAGGAAGAAAGAAAUGA
Molecule: messenger RNA, 366 nt
Organism: Cladocopium goreaui
Lineage: Eukaryota; Dinophyceae; Suessiales; Symbiodiniaceae
Source: the annotation of a GenBank genome assembly